CGUACAUAUGAGUUGAAAACCAGCGAGGAUGAUCACAAUACUCCAGGAAAAGUGAGUUCCAAAACGGACUCGCAGUCCACAGAAGAGGCACUUGACCCUGAAGCCGCCGAAUUUUCUACUCACGCCGAGGUGCAGGAGGAUUCUCAGAUGGCUGAUCCUCUCCACGAAGAGGCUAGUUUUGAGCUAGAUGGCCUAGAGGGUAGGGAAGGCAUUUAUUUUCGUCGUUCGGAAUCUCCAGAUUCUUUCCGUCGCUCAAGUACUUCGAAAACACAAUUCGAGAGCCCUACAGACGAGCAACAACAUCAUGAUACUGCGCCAACUAGUCCAAUGCAUAGAUUCGAUCUCGCAUACGAACUCGAGGAUUCUCGCGAUGAAGUCCGCAGUGAAAGUGGUGGCGUAAGAUCUCGUGGGCGUGGCGCGCGAGGUCGAGGAAGAGGUGGUACUCGGCCUUGUAGCGGCAGUGCCACCCCUCUCAACAAUAGUCCUCUUGUCAAUCUAGAAAAGAAGCGUGCAGGGCGCGGCCGCGGAAGCAAACGAGGCAGAGGCUAUGGGUUGUCACGUGUCGGAGACACUGCUGAAUCCGAAGUUGGUACUAGCGUUCCUGUAACUUCAUCUGAUGAUGUCUAUGAGUUCAAAAGUAGUCCAGAAAGUGAAUUCACACCGACUGAUUUCGGAAACCGCGACGAACGAGAGUGUUCGGCUCCACCUAGUGCGAAACGACAACGUCUGACAGAGGGUCGUCCGGAGAGUCAUGGAGGAAGUGCUCAUUCGGGUGACAUCGAAAUGGAUGAUGUAGAGGAAGACGAGGGGAGUUCCAGGCAUGGCGCUGGUGACAGAAAAGUGCCUCCUUUAAGAAUAUCUUUGCCUAUAACGCAGUCUGAGGAAGACGUGCAUGGUGAACAUUCUGGCCAUCAGCAUUCCUCUGGACAUGCUGGGAGUGCCAGAAAGGGACCACGAGGUCGCCAUGGAAAACGUCACAAUGAUGCUGAUGAAGCUCAGAGAAUGACUCGCAGU
This is a messenger RNA of Cylicostephanus goldi, 1014 nucleotides long. Lineage: Eukaryota; Metazoa; Nematoda; Chromadorea; Rhabditida; Strongylidae. The record is from the annotation of a GenBank genome assembly.